AUGUCGUCCAAAAAGAUCCUCACCAUCUUCGGUGUCACCGGUCAACAGGGUGGUAGUGUUGUCCAGACCAUUCUCAAGACUCCUGCGCUCCAGGCAAAGUACACUCUUCGCGGCGUCACCCGUGAUACCUCCAAACCAGCAGCGCAAGAGCUUGUCAAGCUCGGAGUCGAUCUCGUGCGGGCCAAUUUGGACGACCCUGCUUCGCUCAACAAGGCCCUCGCUGGCUCGCAUGGUGUCUUUGCCGUCACCAACUUCUGGGAGACCAUGGACGCCGCACAGGAGACGCAGCAGGGUCGCAACAUUGUCGAUGCCUCGCUCUCGACCGGCGUCAACCAUCUCGUUAUUUCCACGCUCCCCAACGUCAGCAAGCUUACCAACAGCACUCUCAACGUCCCUCACUUUGACAGCAAGGCUGCCAUCGACGACUACGCAGAGUCGGUACGAGGCGACAAGCUCAACGUGACCUACUUCCAGCCCCCCUUCUUCCUGCAGAAUUUCGAAAGCAUGAUCAACAAGGCGCAGGACGGCUCCUACAGCAUCAAUCUGCCCAUUGAUCCUGCCGCACGAGUCCCUAUGACUGACAUUGUCGCUGACGCCGGCAAGUGGGUCGCUGGCAUCUUUGAAGCAGGUGCAGCUGCCAACGGCAAAACAGUCCAGGCUGUCAGCUUCUGGACCGACCUGCAGUCCUUCUCGUCCCAGCUCUCCGCUGCCACUGGCAAGAAGGUUAUCUACAACAACGUCCCCGCCGAAGUCUUCAAGAGCUUCCUUCCUGAACCCAUUGCCGACGAGUACACCGAGAAUAUGAAGUUCAUCGACCAGUACAGCUACUACGGCAAGAAUUCAGAAAAGCAACAGCCUCAGAGCAACCAGUUCCUGCUCAAGGGCGCCAAGCUUGCCACCGUCAGCUCCUUUGCCCCCACUCUCAAGCUGCAGUAG
Messenger RNA from Sporisorium graminicola, 936 nucleotides. RefSeq lists its product as uncharacterized. The record is from RefSeq and is a predicted model, not a curated record. NCBI's taxonomy places the organism in Eukaryota, Fungi, Basidiomycota, Ustilaginomycetes, Ustilaginales, Ustilaginaceae. Bases 1 to 936 code for a protein of 311 amino acids. The transcript has a single exon.